AUGUCAUCACCAAACUUUAUCGCUCAAGAACAAGCAGCUUUCGAUUAUGAAGUGUCUGAAGUUGAGAGGUGGUGGAAAAAUGAACGUUUUCGUCUUAUAAAACGUACUUAUACCGCUGAACAGAUAGUUUCAAAGCGUGGUCUCCUUAAACAGCAAUAUGCCUCUGAUACUCAGGCAAAAAAAUUGUGGUCUUUGUUAAAACGCCACCAAAAAAAUAAGACUGCCACACAUACUUUUGGUGCCUUGGAUCCUAUCCAAGUAGCUCAAAUGGCUAAGUAUCUAGAAACCGUAUACGUAUCCGGUUGGCAAUGUUCUUCCACUGCUUCCACCUCAAAUGAACCAGGCCCAGAUCUUGCCGAUUAUCCAAUGGACACUGUUCCAAAUAAAGUUGAACAUUUAUUUAUGGCUCAGCAAUUCCAUGACAGAAAACAACGUGAGGCAAGGUUUAGUCUUUCCAAAGAACAGAGAGUAAAAACACCUUUUGUUGAUUAUUUGCGCCCCAUUAUUGCUGAUGCUGAUACUGGUCAUGGCGGUAUCACUGCCGUCUUAAAACUCACAAAAAUGUUCGUUGAACGUGGCGCUGCAGGAAUUCACGUUGAAGAUCAAUCCCCAUCUAAUAAAAAAUGUGGCCAUAUGGGUGGAAAAGUAUUAGUGCCAAUUUCUGAACACAUAAACC
Funneliformis mosseae is the source of this 676-nucleotide messenger RNA. NCBI's taxonomy places the organism in Eukaryota, Fungi, Glomeromycota, Glomeromycetes, Glomerales, Glomeraceae. The record is from the annotation of a GenBank genome assembly.